AUGAGUGCGCGGGCGCAGUCGCUCUGUGCACACACGCGCCGAAACCCCUCACUCCUACGGGACCCGCUUCAGUUGAACAUACCGUUACAAACACUUAAUCAGGAUGACGAAAAGGAGCCUCCAUUAUCUGGAGCUGAGAAAUUCCAGCGUUUCGUCUGGAACCCAAAAACAAAGCAGUUCUUAGGGCGGACUGGAGGCAGCUGGUCCAAAAUAUUACUGUUUUACUUCAUAUUCUACGCGGCACUGGCCAUUCUUGUGGCUAUUUGCAUGUGGACGUUCCUUCAACUCCUGGACGCACGACAGCCUAAAUGGCAGUUGGAGAGCAGUAUCAUUGGCACCAAUCCUGGGCUUGGGUUCCGACCUAUGCCUCCAGAGGUCGCCAGCAGCGUUAUCUGGUACAAGGGCAACGAUCCAGGAAGCUACCAAUUCUGGGUUAAGGAACUGUCAAAGUUUUUGACAGUGUACAAACGUGACGGCAACAUAGCUGGAGCAACACAAAACUUCCAUAACUGCAACUUUAAACUCCCCACUCCAGCCGGUAAGGUGUGUGAUGUAGAUAUUAGCGCUUGGGGACCUUGUGUAGAAGACAACCACUUUGCUUACCAUAAAUCUACGCCGUGCGUCUUUCUUAAGCUCAACAAGAUCUUCGGAUGGAAGCCUGAGUUCUACAACAGCUCUGACAGUCUGCCUUCGGAAAUGCCCGAUGACUUAAAGGAUCAUAUCAAGAAUAUGACAGCGUUUGAUAAAAAUUUUCUGAACAUGGUAUGGGUAUCAUGUCAAGGCGAAAAUCCUGCAGACCGGGAGAAUCUCGGUCCUGUCCAAUAUAUGCCGUACCAAGGGUUCCCUGGAUAUUAUUUCCCGUACACCAACCAGGAAGGAUAUCUCAGUCCGUUAGUAGCUGUUCAUUUGCAGAGGCCGAAGACUGGUAUGCUUAUCAACAUGGAGUGUCGUGCGUGGGCAAGAAACAUCAUGUAUGACAGACACGAAGCCAUGGGAGCAGUGCAUAUUGAGUUAAUGAUCGAAUAA
Arctia plantaginis is the source of this 1026-nucleotide messenger RNA. Lineage: Eukaryota; Metazoa; Arthropoda; Insecta; Lepidoptera; Erebidae. The record is from the annotation of a GenBank genome assembly.